GAGGAGAGCGGCAGGCUGACGUCGGAGUUCGGGAGCGCCCUCGGCAACGCCAGCACCUCGGGCCCGGCUCCUCCUGCAGCUCGGCCAGCCACGCCCACCCCGGGCAUCCGCGUCGACGAGCAGGACGAUGCCGAGGUGACCACGACGACGACAUCGGCGACGCUCACCUCAACGACUGCGCUCACGACGCUCACGACGCUGGCGAUCCACGCCGGGAAUCUUUCCAGAUCCACAGAUCUGGAGGCGUGCCCCCGAGGAUCUGGCGGGGCGCCGGAUGCGGAUAGUUUCCGCCCCCCCCGGGGGCUGGGCAGGGGCCCACACCCGGCGCCCUGCGAGGUCCUCGCCGUGCACGCCUCCAGGCUGGCGGAAAUAGGCGUCGACUACACGCAAGAGUGA
This is a messenger RNA of Prorocentrum cordatum, 396 nucleotides long. The record is from the annotation of a GenBank genome assembly. Lineage: Eukaryota; Dinophyceae; Prorocentrales; Prorocentraceae.